UAUAACACAUCUUUCAGGCUCCUUCGCAGGGCUCAUCAUCCAAGUCAAAGCAAAACUCACAUUUUGUACAGCACAAGCAUCAAGCCGCGAUCUGCGAAAAUGUCUGGCACCGAAUUUACCAAGCAGAAGCUCUGGGGCGGCCGCUUCACGGGGAAGACGGACCCACUUAUGCACGAGUACAACCAGUCGCUCUCAUACGACCGGCGUAUGUGGGCGCAAGACAUUCGCGGCUCGCAGGCAUACGCGCGGGCGCUGGUCGGCUGCAAGAUCCUCACUCCGGACGAGCGGGACCAGAUCAUUGCCGGUCUCGACGCCGUCGGCAAGGAGUGGAAGGAGGACAAGUUCGUCAUCGCAGAGGACGACGAGGACAUUCACACGGCCAACGAGAGGCGAUUGAAGGAGCUCAUCGGCCCUGUCGCCGGUAAACUGCACACUGGACGCUCCCGGAAUGACCAAGUAGCGACCGACAUGCGCCUGUGGAUGAUGGACGUUGUACACGGCAUCGAAACCUCCCUGAGAGGUUUGCUUGACGUCAUGAUCAAGCGCGCCGAAUCAGAGGUGGACCACCUGAUGCCUGGAUACACACAUCUGCAGCGCGCCCAGCCGAUCCGAUGGUCUCACUUCCUCCUGUCGCACGCGACCUACUUCUCACAAGACCUCCUCCGUCUGCGCGACCUCAUUCCGCGCAUCUCAGUUUUACCCCUCGGCUCCGGACCACUCGCAGGCAACCCAUUCGCCGGCCUUGACAGGGACACCAUCGCCAAAGACCUCGGUUUCCACUCUGUCGGCACGAACAGCAUGCACAGCGUCAGUGACCGAGACUUUGUUGCCGAAUUUCUCAUGUGGGCCUCCCUUGCAAUGGUGCACAUGAGCAAGAUGGCAGAGGAUCUCAUCAUUUACUCAAGCUCAGAGUUUGGUUUUGUCCAGCUCAGCGAUGCUUACUCGACCGGCUCCUCGAUCAUGCCGCAAAAGAAGAACCCAGACUCGCUAGAACUGCUGCGCGGCAAGUCGGGCAGGGUCUUCGGCCAGAUGUCUGGGUUCAUGAUGACGCUCAAGGGUAUUCCCUCAACGUAUAACAAGGACCUGCAAGAGGACAAGGAGCCGCUCUUUGAUGCUGUCGAAACGGUCGAUCGCAGUCUCAAAAUUGCUACGGGGGUCUUGUCCACGAUGACAAUCUUCCCGCAAAAGAUGCGCGCGGCGCUGACCCCGGACAUGCUCGCAACGGACCUAGCCGAAUACCUCGUGCGCAAGGGCAUCCCCUUCCGCGAGACACACCACAUCUCGGGCUCAGCCGUGCGCAUAUCGGAGGAGCGCAAGUGCCAACUGACGGACCUGACGCUGGCCGACCUGCAGGGCCUCAGCGAUAAGUUUGAGCAGGAUGUCAUGCAGGUGUGGAGCUUUGACGAGAGCGUCGAGCGCAGAGACGCGGUGGGCGGCACGAGCCGGCGCGCGGUGCUCGAGCAGUGCGAGAGGCUCCAAAAGGUAGUCGCAUGACAUGCCGGCUUCCUUUCAAAUCACUUUGCGACUGUAAAAUAGAGCACGCAGGGCAAGACACGACGGUGUAAAGCAAAUGAAUGGAUGACUGC
Messenger RNA from Tilletiaria anomala UBC 951, 1586 nucleotides. RefSeq names its product putative ARG4-arginosuccinate lyase. The transcript has 3 exons. The record is from RefSeq and is a predicted model, not a curated record. NCBI's taxonomy places the organism in Eukaryota, Fungi, Basidiomycota, Exobasidiomycetes, Georgefischeriales, Tilletiariaceae. Gene Ontology annotation, molecular function: argininosuccinate lyase activity. Gene Ontology annotation, cellular component: cytosol. Bases 100 to 1494 code for a protein of 464 amino acids.